This is a messenger RNA of Rana temporaria (common frog), 3626 nucleotides long. Its product is annotated as piggyBac transposable element-derived protein 4-like. Bases 48 to 1937 code for a protein of 629 amino acids. The record is from RefSeq and is a predicted model, not a curated record. Lineage: Eukaryota; Metazoa; Chordata; Amphibia; Anura; Ranidae. The transcript has 3 exons.
CACAGGAAGGUCACACCAUCCCCCACCAUCAUCAGGGUGAAGAUCUGAUGAACACGAAAGUUGAGGGUGAAGAAAAAGAGACGUAUGUGAGGGAUGAUCAGCAAUAUACGGAGGAGGCUGGAAUGACGAGGACAUUCAUAGAGGAGGACACUCCUACAGAGAUCAGCACAGCUGAGGAGACGUACAAUAUUCUCUGUCCUGCCAACGAGAACAACGGGGAGCUCUCUGCUUCGUAUUCCUCUUCGGAUUUGGAUUCGGACUCUGAUGCGACUUACGAUCCAGACCUAAGCAGUGGGACACUGACGGACUCAGGGGAGGAAGAUGGUCUGCCCGCCAAACGAAGGCGUUCUGGUGAGGAGAUGACCACCGGUACCGCAGUACCUCGGCCCCGAAGGGUUAGGACUAAUGCCAGCCUUCCGUAUACUCUUGAGAACCCUGUGUGGCUUCCCCCUGAUUCAGGAGAAGCAAACAUCCCCCCUUUUACCGCCCAGCCAGGAGUCCAGGUGAACACGCAGAAUUUUGCCCCUAUAGAUUUCUUUAAUUUAGUUUUUACAGAGGACCUGUUAUCAUCAAUUGUGUUCCAGUGCAACCUGUACGCACAACAAUUUAUAGCGACUAACCCAACGUCCUCCUAUUCCCGUCCCUAUGAGUGGAAAUACCUAACGGUGGAGGAUUUUAGGAUUUUUUUGGGACUUACAUUCAAUAUGGGACUCACCAAAAAAAACGACCUACGUUCAUACUGGUCGACCAACCCCAUCCACCACAUGCCGAUCUACUCAGCGGUAAUGUCCAGAACCAGAUAUUGGAUGAUCAUGAGGUUCCUCCAUUAUAACGACAACACCGAGUGCCCUCCCCGAAACGACCCAACAUAUGACAAGUUCUACAAGAUUCGGCCACUUCUAAAUUAUUUUUCAGAAAAAUUCCCCCAGUUAUUUACCCCGGACCAAAAUAUCUCUGUGGCUGAGUCGCUCGUCCACUUUAACGACAAGCUGGGCUUCAAGCAAUUCACCCCCAACAGAAGGUCCCGUUAUGGAGUGAAACUUUACAAAUUAUGCGACCGGGCAACGGGGUACACCUAUGCCUUCAUGGUGUACAAAGGGAAGGACACCCAGCUGCGUCCCCCUGAAUGCCCGGAGUACAUAGGAUCAAGUGGGAAAGUCGUUUGGGACCUCAUACACCCACUCCUGGAAAAAGGCUAUCACCUCUAUGUGGACAACUUUUACACCAGUUUGCCCCUUUUCCACAACCUUCACCGGAGGAAGACUCCAGCAUGUGGCACCGUGAGAAAAAACAGGAAGGGCUUCCCUCAAAAGCUUCUUAACGUGAAGCUAAGAAAAGGGGACGCAGCGAGUUUGCGGAACGAGGAAACUCUGGCUGUGAAGUGGAGGGGCAGCAGGGAGGUCUACAUGCUCUCUACGAUCCACAACGACACCUGCGUGGAAAUCUCCAGAAGGAACGGCCCAAUCCAAAAGCCGACGUGUGUCCACGAAUAUAAUUUGUUCAUGGGUGGAGUGGACUUCAACGACCAAAUGCUCCAACCCUUCCUCGCCACGAGAAGAUCCCGCCAUUGGUAUAAAAAAGUCUCAAUUUACCUCUUCAAUUUGGCCAUAUACAAUACGUUUGUCAUUUACCGUGCGUCCACCGUGAGACCCUUAUCCUUCCUUGGCUAUCAGGAGGAGAUCAUCACCGCCCUUAUAUACCCAAACGGCCCUCAAGAAAACCUUCGAUCGGAUGUGAUAAGCAGACUCCACGAGCGCCACUUUCCCGAGAAGCUCCCCCCCAGGCAAUCGGGCAAAAGGUGUCAAAAAAAAUGUAGGAUGUGCACCAGAGGAGGAGUUAGAAGAGACAGCUCUUAUUAUUGUCCCCAGUGUCCUUCCCAGCCAGGCCUCUGCAUAGGCGAAUGUUUCCGCCGUUACCAUACUUCUGUACAUUUUUAGUAUGGUAAACGUGAUUAUCCUGCCCCUACUAGCUCCUGAACUGACCCUGGCCUGACCACGCCUUUUGCCCUUCCGCUUUUGUAUGUAGCAAGGAGUCGGCUACCUUACUUGUAGUAUCAGAAGAUUACCACUAGGAAGCAAAAGCAUACAGGGAAUUGUAGUCCGAGGACUCGAGUUUUACAUUCUAGUUGAACUGCUUGAAACUACAACUACCAGCCGGCUGGUAGAGAAGGACAGAGUUCUGGGAGAGCUCAUAAAAAGGCUGUGCUAGGCCUGGAUCGCUCUCUUGGGACCCCGGCCGGAAUCCGCAAGCAGGGACUCUGUGUGUCUGUAUGUGCUGUGGCCGAGUCGUGGCCUGUGCAAGGAAGAAUCCCAUGUGUAUCCUAGGGGCAUACGCUCUACUGUCGCUGUUUCUGCUCCCAUCUUCAUCGCGGUUACAGCCAAUCCAGGUGGUCCACGACGCGGUGCGAUAGAGGUUUGGACGACCAUCUCAUCCCUUGUGCCAGGGCCCUGAAGGAGAUCCUGUAAGCCACCAUCUUCAAAAUCGGCAUCAUCCAUUACAGUAUCGGUGAGCGGGCACCUGCCCACCCAGCUUUAUGAACACUGUAUACAGACAUCAUUGCUCUUAUUCACCUUGCUGAUACCUGUAGUGCCUCAGGACACAAGGCCAUCCAGAUACAGAGACACUGUAUACAGACACCAUUGUCCUUCUUAUUCACUUUGCUGAUACCUGUACUGCCACAGGACACAAGGCCAUCCAGAUACAGAGACACUGUAUACAGACACCAUUGUCCUUCUUAUUCACUUUGCUGAUACCUGUACUGCCACAGGACACAAGGCCAUCCAGAUACAGAGACACUGUAUACAGACACCAUUGUCCUUCUUAUUCACUUUGCUGAUACCUGUACUGCCACAGGACACAAGGCCACCCAGAUACAGAGACACUGUAUACAGACACCAUUGUCCUUCUCCUUGCUGAUCCCUGUAGUGCCACAAGGACACCCAGAUACAGAGACACUGUAUACAGACACCGUUGUCCUUAUUCUCCUUGCUGAUCCCUGUAGUGCCACAAGGACACAAGGCCACCCAGAUACAGAGACACUGUAUACAGACACCAUUGUCCUUCUUUUCCUUGCUGAUCAUUGUAGUGCCACAGAAUUCAAUACCUUUUAAGCAAACUACCCCAGUGAUCACUACUCCAAUAAGACAGGAAGAUCUGUGCCAGUCAAAUUGCUUUGCUCCGCUACUCAGAACUUCUCCAACUACAAUUCUCCGAAGUGCUAGCUGAAGACCAAAGGAUUUCAUCUUUUUAACAAGGGACUACAUCUAACCUAACCCCCCCCCCCCCCCCCCCUUCUAUUAAUAUUUUUUUUUUACCACACUCUUAGAGACUGAACUUCCUUUUAUUUGAUCCUGUGAGUUGAGGGACAGGAGAGGAGUGGUUUGACAUGGCUAAAAAGUAAUCCCCCCCCGCCCUCCUUUUGCCUGUCCACAACUAAAUCAAGGGUUACUAAUAUUUGAUUGAUUGUUAUUUGUUUAUUACCAUCUUAUAUUGUUUACUGCUGUUGUUGCUUUUAUACCACCAGUGGUGUUUCACCCGAGGUAUUUUCAUAAAGCGUCAGUUCACGUUGUACACCUUUUUUUGAAUGCCUUCAUCAUCUCAGUAAACAUAUCUUCUGCUUUACCACA